This is a messenger RNA of Tremella mesenterica DSM 1558, 933 nucleotides long. RefSeq lists its product as uncharacterized. The record is from RefSeq and is a predicted model, not a curated record. Gene Ontology annotation, molecular function: methylthioribulose 1-phosphate dehydratase activity; metal ion binding. The coding region runs from base 1 to 933 and encodes 310 amino acids. Gene Ontology annotation, cellular component: cytoplasm. NCBI's taxonomy places the organism in Eukaryota, Fungi, Basidiomycota, Tremellomycetes, Tremellales, Tremellaceae. The transcript has 4 exons.
AUGCCCAACAUUCCACCCACUUCACAAAGUUCAACAUCCACCUCUUCCUUCCCAGACACACCCCUUCGAACUCCCCCUUCCGACCCUUCAUCGUCAUCUCCAUUGAUAGUGGACGUCUCGCACGCACCGGUAUUUGCAGAUGCUAUAACUCAGGUCAAAGAAGAGACAGAGGUGCCUGUCGCCUCCGCACCUCAUAUCACGGCUGUGGUGGACAGUUUGGAAGAUUUAGAACAUUUGGUGUUAAGUGAUGAUCCCGAACAUCCUGCCAAUAUGAUCCCCGAGCUCUGUCGAGAAUUCUACAAACUCGGUUGGGUAACAGGUACAGGAGGUGGAAUCUCCAUACGUCUCAACGAUCAUGUCUUCUUAGCUCCUUCAGGUGUUCAAAAAGAACGUAUACUCCCCGAACAUAUCUUCGUCCUUCCUUUUUCACAAUCUUCCAUCCCUCGUCCCGGUUCAAAGAGAGAUAUGCUUCGAAUCCCUAAGAAACUCGGUCUGAAGGAAAGCGCAUGUACACCAUUAUUCUGGAACGCAUUCACCAUGAGAAACGCUGGAGCUUGUAUACAUACACAUUCACAACAUGCCGUAUUACUCACUUUGUUAUUGGGUAAAAAAGCGGAAAGCUUCAAGAUGAGUCAUCAGGAGAUGAUAAAAGGUGUGAGAAUAGGUGGGGUGGGGAAGACUUUGAGGUUUUUUGAUACGCUCGAAAUACCGAUUAUUGAGAAUACGGCGGAUGAAGAGGAUUUAACGGAUGGCAUGGCGGAGGCCAUGAGGAAGUAUCCUGACGCACCCGCGAUACUGGUCAGAAGACAUGGCGUUUACGUUUGGGGAAACACAUGGGAACAAGCAAAGACUCAAGCGGAAUGUUUAGACUAUUUGUUCGAAAUUGCUACGAAAAUGCUCUCUCUCCAUCUCCCUCUGGUCGGAGACGAUUAG